Molecule: messenger RNA, 3044 nt
Organism: Ostrea edulis (European flat oyster)
Lineage: Eukaryota; Metazoa; Mollusca; Bivalvia; Ostreida; Ostreidae
Exons: 8
Coding region: 96-2306 (736 amino acids)
Source: RefSeq, a predicted model, not a curated record
AGACUUAUCUACUGAACUACUCGUUUAAAACGAAAGUAGACCGACUGACGUGGUAUGAACAGACAAAGUCGUUAAUUUGACUGGGAAUAGAUGAAAUGGGAAGAAAACCCCAAAACCAAAAUCAGAAAAAUAGUGAAAACAAAGCUGGUAAAAAUGAGUCGUCUACUUGUACAGUAAGCAGUGAAAACUCUGGCGUGAGUAAACAUUCCAGCAAUCUCUCAAAAUCACGUGGUCAGGAACACCAUGAGGAGAGAAGGAAUUCAGAGCAAACAGCAACCCCCGCCGAUGUAUGGAAGGACAGAAAGUUACGAACUGUGAUUCUAAUAUCAGGAGUAUGUCAUGUACUCCAGAUAUGUGGGUUUGCUUACUUAUUGCUACAAAUCACCGCCCCACAUGUUGUUUCCUGUUGUGAGUAUGAUUCCGUCACUGCUGUCUCUAAAGAAUCCACGUCUUCAGUAUGUCACCGUAAAACCAUUGAUCUGUCUCAACAUUGUAAAGCUCAAAACAAUGAACGAACAGAGGAUCAAGAGGUAUUCCUAGAAGAAUUGCCCAUUUCCCGAAAGUCUUGGGAACAAGUAACUACACGUAUAAACUCCAGGGAAGAACGCAUUGAGAACAUGUUUCAAAGUUUUGGAGAUUUACAAAUGAACUGUUCCAAGACGGAGGAAAUAAUGGAGCACCUACAGGAAGUAGACAGAGAUUUCAACAGAAGCCUCCUAGAUCUUGAACGCAAUAUUAGUAAAUUUCAGGAAGAAGUCAAAACAAAUAAAUCAACAUGGCUUGAAGAUAAAUUGCAGUUAUUUUCAAAGGAAAUCCAUAACGAAACGAGAACGUUAAUCGAAAGUAAAAUGACAAUGUCUGAUAUGGAUAGGAGAAAGAUUUAUGAACAAGUUAUGGAUGGUAUUAGAAACACGUGGAAAGAAGAUUUGCUUAAAAUGAACGCAACGUUGACGGACACAAUUGAAGACAUGAAGAAAAAAGUUAAUAUAAGUCAGCAAAAUAUUAGUUCAUUGAUUAAUGAAAACGUUAGGAUAGUCAAAUCAAAUGAAGCUAAGGUGAAGAGAGUUCACAGAAAGGUUGCUAAUGGACAGUGGGAGGUGAAAUCUAGUCUUUCUGCACUGCGUGGAGAAUUUGGGUAUCUCGUCACAGAACGCGAAAAAAAGGUAGAAAUAAUGGACACCCAUCUGCAUAAAAUGAAGGCUGAUUUAGAGGAAACGACUGAAAAAUUGGGAAAAGUUGAAAAAGAAGUUAAGACAGCACAGCAAGGUAUUAGUACUUUAACUCUUGAUCUUAAAGUUAUUGAUGAAACCGUUGCUAACACCGAUAAAAGUGUAAAGACAAUCAGUGAUCACGUGCAAAAGCAUGAUGUAGAGUUGAUGAAAGUUGCUAGAGAAAUCGGCAUAGUUUUUGGAAAGCUUAAGGAUGAUAAAAAUGACGUUGAUAGAAAGUUUAGUAAGGUUAACAAAGAGCUGAGUUUAGUGGAAAAAACUGUUGAUGAAACAGCUACGAACGUCAAUCUAAAGGUUGAUGCUGAAGUGAAGAAAGUUUACAAAAAAGUUGAUGAAGAAAAGAAGAGAGUGGAGUCUAGCCUUGUCGGGAUACAUGGACAGUUAGACUAUUUCUUCCGGGAACUCAAAGAUAUCAAUCUCUACAUUGUGGGAUUCCUGUUGCUUGUCGUGGUGAUCAUCAUCUUUGUUGCGUAUAAGAAAUUGUUGUCAAGACCACAUCAUCAGACUGCUGAACAAGAUCCGGGUCAUACAUCACCACUUAGAUCCCAUCAUCAACACAGGGCAGAGGAAAAGCUUCCUUCAAAUAUUGUGGACGGUAUAACCAGGAGAGAUUUAAAGCCAGGAAUAACCCUUAUCAGCUUUAACGAUUCCACACAGCACUUCCACAGGGAUUUGAUAGCGAAAGUGCCAAAGCACAGUUCCUUAUAUAUCCAAGCUUGCAAUAUUAAGACGAAACAUGGAAUUGCUGAUACGAAGCCAUUUAAACUGGUGUUGAUAUUUGUGGAUUUUAAUGAGAGAAACAUCAUCCUGGAGGACCCUGCAGCAGAGAUUGGGGACCUCAGGAGGAUGACGACUAUUGGGUUCCAGAAAAUGGGGUGUGAUGUGUUUGUGGUGUAUGUCAGACACCGAGAUUCCCAGACCUUACAAGAGGGUCAGCUGUACAGUCCUCGUCUCCAUUCUGUUGACAGACACCCCGUGCUAUCCGGGCUCAACAAAAGAAAGCGUGUCUUCUCUGUCUAUGACAGAUUCCAUCCUCACCAGGUGAAAUUCCUGGAAGACUGUUUCAAACGGUUGUGAUACUGUGAUCUCUCUAAUUGUGAUUUCAAUAUCUGGCAAAGGAGAGCAUGGAGCUUCAUGUCUUUGUAAUACUAGUGAUUUACUUCAUCACACACAUGGAACUUUAUAUUCACCACGACGAGCUUUUAACUGUUUCCCUGUGGUAGUGAGUUUUGUUUUUUCUGUGAUGUUUUCUAUCUGGUUGUGAGAUUUUCUUACCUGGAUCCUAUCCUGCUCAUCGCCAGGUCUUGCAGGUUUUCAAACCAUGCGAUAUAUUUAAAAGGCGCAUCAUUGCCUCCAAAAUGAAAAAAAAAAAUCCUGAAUUUUCAACAAUACCCCCUUAUCUCUACCAUUGUUGUACAUUGUACCACAUUAAUUUUAUAUACGCAUUGAGGAGAGAUCAGCUAAUUUACAUUGAAGGGUUAGGUACCACAACAGCUGUUUCCUGUCCUGUUAUCCAUACAUUCUCUGAUUUAUCUGAUAUUCAGUAAACUGCAAUUGAAAUAGCCAGAAACCAAAAUGAAAUGUUUAAAAUUUGUUCAUACGGAGAUCAUGCUCUCGCGUAUCAAAUGAGUUGAGAGGCAUAAAUACCAUAUGCAGGUGAUGAGGAAAUAUUACUUCAUAAAUAUUGGAGGUUGACGUUGGAGAAGCUGAUUCAGAAGUCAUCCCGUUUUCAUAAAGCUGAGUUGUUAGUUUGUAAUUUACGUCUAUGUAAUUGUUCAAUAGAAUAUGCAAAUAUGAAACAGAUAUGAAAGACUC